UGUCAGUGUGUAAUAUCUGCGUUGAAGAAAAGCUCCUCUCUCACUGGCUGCUAUGACCUAGCUACCGGACGACACUUUCUGUUUUCACGACUGACCACUGCGUCUGAUAUACGUUUGUAGCAUUUUUUUUUUUUUUUGCUACCAUACAUUCAAUAUAGAGACUUUUUUUUAUGGUCGCUGUGCCGCGACUUUUUACCCGUAGCUGCCGGCCUCUGAGGCUAAGCUGGCUAGCUGAGUAGUGACAGAGUGGACAGAGGUACAGUAACGUUAGCAAACAAGCUAAUCAGCAAGAAAGACUGUCAGUCUGGAUUAUUGUGUGUAAUCAAAGGGAGCCUAACACUGCGCGGUUUUACUCACUGCGGCAAAAAUGAAGAUAACUGUGGAUUUCGAGGAAUGCUUGAAGGACUCCCCGCGGUUCAGAGCCACCAUAGAGGAAGUGGAGGGGGAUGUGUGUGAGUUGGAAUCCAAGCUCGACAAAUUGGUGAAGUUGUGUAUUGGGAUGAUUGAUGCUGGAAAAGCCUACAAUGCAGCCAACAAACAGUUUGUUUACGGAAUCCGGGAGCUAGCCCAGCAGUCCACCAAAGAUGAAGUCAUUGAGUCCAGUCUCACAAAGUUUGCUGAGAGUCUGCAGGAGAUGAUCAACUAUCACACAAUAUUAUUCGAUCAGGCCCAGAGAUCAAUCAAGACCCAGCUUCAAAUAUUUAUCAAAGAUGACUUGCGUAAGUUCAAAGAAGCCAAAAAGCAAUUUGACAAAGUGAGUGAAGAAAAGGAGACGGCGCUGAUCAAGAACGCUCAGGCUCCUCGCAACAAGCAGCAUGAGGUGGAAGAGGCCACCAACAUCCUCACUGCCACACGCAAGUGCUUCCGACACAUCGUCCUCGAUUACGUUUUACAGAUCAAUGUGCUACAAUCCAAGAGAAGAUCAGAAAUCUUAAAAUCAAUGUUGUCCUUCAUGUACUCCCACCUGACGUUCUUCCACCAAGGCUAUGACCUCUUCAGUGAACUACAACCGCUAAUGAAACUGCUUGGAGGACAGUUGGACCAGCUGGUGGUUGAUGCUGCCAAAGAGAAGAGAGACAUGGAGCAGAAACACUCCACCAUUCAGCAAAAGGCUGCUAUCCAGGAGGUGACUGAGCUCGACUCUUCACCCGACUGCCGCAACUUUUGUGCUUGGAGGUCGUCCUCCGAUUUCUCGAAUGACGACACCAAGCUGGAGUACAAUGUUGACGCAGACAACGGCAUUGCCAUGGAGGGUUAUCUGUUUAAGAGGGCCAGCAAUGCCUUCAAGACGUGGAAUAGGCGUUGGUUCUCCAUCCAGAACAAUCAGCUAGUUUACCAGAAGAAAUUUAAGGACAACCCUACUGUGGUGGUGGAGGACCUGAGGCUUUGUACAGUGAAACACUGUGAGGACAUAGAGCGCCGCUUCUGUUUCGAAGUGGUAUCACCCACCAAGAGCUGUAUGAUGCAGGCAGACUCAGAGAAGCUGCGACAGGCCUGGAUCAAAGCCGUCCAGAACAGCAUCGCCACUGCCUUCAGAGACAAGGGAGAUGAGGGCGAGAAACUGGACAGGAAGUCUUCCACGUCGACAGGGAGCCUGGACUCUGGUGGAGAGCCAAAGGAGAGAUCACUGAAAGGAGAGAGUGCCCUGCAGAAGGUCCUGGCCAUCCCAGGCAACACUUGCUGCUGUGACUGUGGCCAGCCAGACCCUCGCUGGGCUAGCAUCAAUCUGGGCAUUACCCUCUGCAUACAGUGCUCUGGUAUACACAGGAGCCUCGGAGUACAUUUCUCCAAGGUUCGGUCUUUGACUUUAGAUUCAUGGGAGCCAGAGCUUUUAAAGUUAAUGUGUGAACUGGGUAACGGAGUGAUCAACCAGAUCUAUGAGGCUCGUCGAGAGGAGCUGGGAGCCAGAAAACCACAGCCAGGAGAUCCCAGACAUGAGGUAGAGGCCUACAUCAAAGCCAAAUACGUGGAACGGCGUUUUGUCCGCCGGCCAUCAGACGAGGAGCUUCGCAACAAAGUGGUUUCUCUGAGCAAGCAGGAAAAGAGACUGAGCAGCAGCUCUGAGCAUCUGCCCCCCAGACCGCCACCGCCCACGCCAAAGCUCAGACCUGGUUCAAACGCCUCCGGACAAUCAGCUGUUGCCAGCGGCUCGGAGGCCCGCCGUGACUCUCUCUUCUGUCCUGACGAGCUUGACUCGCUCUUCUCCUACUUUGACAACUCCUCCAAGCUCAGGAGCAUAAAAAGUGCAGACAGCGGCAUCCAGAACAGUGCUGAUGGGAGCAGGGAGAUGCUGGCCAACACCCCGUCCAAUAACAGCCUGGCCGAUGCAGAAGCUGCUGAGGCUCCACCCAUCUUGCAUAUUUCAGAAGCUGCUGAGGCUCCACCCAUGCCCAUGCCUGCCACACUGCCUCCUCCUUCCCCUUGUAAGGAGGUGGUUUUCUACGAGCCUAAAGAGUACAGCCCAGGUCUGCAGCUCUACUGGGCCUCAUGUGCACGCAGCCUGCCCGACAUGGCAGAGGCUCUGGCCCAUGGAGCCGAGGUCAACUGGGUCAACACCGAAGAUGACAAGAGGACACCGCUAAUCAUGGCGGUGCAGGGGGGAUCGCUGGUCACCUGUGAGUUUUUGCUCCAAAACGCAGCUAGUGUGAACCAGCAGGAUGCUCAGGGCCGAGGACCCCUUCACCACGCCACCAUGCUGGGACACACGGGGCAAGUGUGUUUAUUUUUAAAAAGAGGAGCCAAUCAAAAUGCUGCAGACAUUGACGAGAAAACACCCCUGAUGAUAGCGGUGGAUGCGGCUAACGCAGACAUUGUCACACUGUUGCGACUGGCCAAGAUGAACGAGGAGAUGCGAGAGGCGGAGGGGCCCUACAGUCAGUCAGGAGAUGAAACAUACCAGGACAUUUUCCAGGAUUUCACUCACAUGGCUUCAAACGACCCGGAUAAGCUUAACCGCUACCAGCAGUACGAUCCACAAAAACCCUGACACGACAACAACUGCACCGUCCACUAGCACUCAGAGACUAUGUCUUCUCAACCAGAUGGAGGCAGAACGUCAUCUGGAGAAAUGUCCUCCCCUUUCCCUCCACAUCAGCGAUGAUCAGAGCUGGUUAGUGCUACCGCAGCUGGACUCAGGUCAUCAACGCAUCUCAUAUGGAAAAAGCUCCCUUUGUUCAAAUUAUAUGAAUUGACCUUUUAGCUGUGAUAAAUCACCCUGUUGAUGGCAUUUCAGUCAAGUUUAGGGGAACAGCAAACCUCAUUUUUCAAACAAAGGCUGUGUUUCCCUGUAGGAUCUAUUAGUGAAUGGUACCGUGUUAGAGCCUUUAAAAGGUGCAAAGCCAUGAAAAGAAAUCCAUUGAUCUGAGUGUGAAUGUAGAGUCGCCUUCAAGGCUGUCUCUUACUUUGAUUAACUUCAAUCUUUUGUCACACUUCCUGAUGGAAGAAGUUUUAAAGAUGUGUUUUUAUAAAUAUAAAAACAUAAUUGUACUGCAUCAGAUCUGUACAAAUGUAUAGUGGACUGUUAAAUCCCACAUUUCAAUUCUUAAAUACUUCAUCUUUUCAGCAGAAUUCUCUCUCUCAACAUCUUUCAACAUAUGCAAACGUGACCGGGUUCUUUUAUUUGUUGCUUUAGCACUCUCUUCAGUGUAUACUUAGUAGUACGCUUUUACUUCAUUGCACGGACCCCUUUGUCCUAAAUCACCACUGAUGUUUACCAGUUUGAUGGUAAGUUUUUGACUUGUUAAACAAUGUACAGUAAUUAUAGAAGUGAAUAUGUUAUCUAUGCUUCUGUCAUGUUUAAUAGAUAGUAUUUUAGGAUUCUUAAAGGUUAGUUAUUUUUGAACAAGGUUCUCUGAAUGAUUUACAUCGUCCAUGUUGUCACCACAGCAACAUCUGCAGAACAUCUGCGAGGCCAAUUAGCUGUUUAGCAUUGUUAUUAGGUGGACUUGGGUUUAGUUAUGAUGAAUGAUUAUUAAUUUGUACCUUCAGUCUCAUGCUGGUAUAAGAUGAAGUCGAGCUUCACAUUGCUGUGGGCACUUGAAGUGUUCAUGUGGCUGUUUGAUUCCCGUUGAUUUUAGAGAGACCCUGAACAACACAACGACACUGUACUUUCAGGCAAUGUGUUCUGUGGUUGAGUUUGUAGGGAAUAUAGGAUCUUCCCUGAAAAUCUGCUCAGUUAAAGUUAAACCAACGUGAUGUUUGUUUUAAUAUCGGAAACGUACUGUAGUUACAAGUGUGGAUUCAAACCCAGGCAACUCUCAUUUGGCAGCUUCUUUGUCAACAAAGAUGAAAAUCAGUCUUAUCUUUUUUUCCUCAGUAGAAACUGUGUGGAUAAAACAUCAACACCAUAUGCACUGGGAACACUCGUCAUGCAGCAGAGAACCAAAAAGAAUGAUUUGAAAGUGAACACUUUCUCUUUUUCUGUGCGAUUUAACUUUCUUAGGAAAUUAUUUUAGACAAAUUCAGUGUUCCACAUUUUCUACAUCAGUUUACAAAAUGUCUGUAAAGUGAGUUACAUUGAAGCAGAUUUCUUUAAACGUGUGCUGUCAAGAAACAUCACAUCUCAUAAAGCUUUAACUAAGUUAAUGCACCAUCUUAUAAUUCAUGAACUGUUCAACGCCACACAUGAACUCUGCACAUUUCAUGAUAGUACAUGAAACUAAAGAAAGCAGUUUGAGACUUUAAACACAUGAAGCCUUCACCUCUCUGUGACAUUAUAUCAUAAGGUGUGAUAUGCAGUAGAGAGGAAACGUUUGGUCUUUGCAACAUGGGAUACAAUUCUUGUACAUUUUGUACAGAUGCUUAAAACUCUCCAGAGCAAGUGAAGUAUAAAGUUAGUGGUACUUGAAUCAUUUAUAAGCUUUUGUACAUGCUGUUCUUUGUAUCCUUCAGUGAUUUUAUCUCAUUUUAUAUUGUCCAUCUUUACACCAGUAUACAUGUCCUGUAUAUUCUACCUGUAAUAUGUUAACAUAAACUUCAAUACAUAUGGACUGAUGAUUGA
Molecule: messenger RNA, 4999 nt
Organism: Labrus mixtus (cuckoo wrasse)
Lineage: Eukaryota; Metazoa; Chordata; Actinopteri; Labriformes; Labridae
Product: arf-GAP with coiled-coil, ANK repeat and PH domain-containing protein 2-like
Exons: 26
Coding region: 368-2986 (872 amino acids)
Cellular component (GO): cytoplasm
Molecular function (GO): protein binding; GTPase activator activity
Source: RefSeq, a predicted model, not a curated record